UGUAAAUUCUGCGUUACAAAAGGACAACACGGUUGGUUGUAUAACUAGUCAUAAUUAUGUAUCAGUGGUUAUUUACAAGGUCAGGUUCUUGGCUUUAGUUGUAUUUUAAGCAACGUUGCUGCCAGCGCCCGCACUUACUGCUAAAAUUGUCUUUAAUUAAUACCGGUUAUGGGUUGGUUAAUUUUUGAGAAAUUCUGUUAUGUGCCAUGCUAUAUUGCUUGUAUUAAUGUGCUGAAUCCUUCAAUAAAGUCUUUUUCAAUUUAUUUUCACACAUAUAUAUUGGUGUGUAGGUGUUCCUGUGACGUGCAUUAAAAAACGUAGCACCUUCUGGCAAUAAAUUGGAAUAUCAUUUCUCUUCUAAACUGUGGUUGCAGUGGUUUCAUAAAUCUCUCCCACCGCUGAAAAUGCAUUUUAGAUCUCAACUGCUCCCAAGAAUAUUAUAUUUGGAUAGGAGUCAGUACUCCGACAUACAUGUUAUUAACUGUAUGCAGAUGAUUUGCCAGCACAUAUCUUUCAUUUUGGAUGUAAAUAGUGACAAUAUGUAUCGUUGUAGUACGAAUGCCGGCAAAGUCAAACUUUAAUAGCCAUCUCAUUAAACGACUCGUAAUUAGAAAUACAACUGAUGUAACGAAGUCAUAUUAUUCCUUGUCCUCUGGAUUCACAUGAGUUCUAUGAAAAUCGAAUGUUUGAUGACUGUUUGAAUGACGGGUUAAUUGUGGUUAUGCAUGUAUAUGCAAGGGAAUCUUGGUAGGAUGACUGGCCAUUCGGGAAGAUGUUGAUUUCGUGCUAGGUUAAAGACCAGAGUCACAAAUUCUAAGGAGUUUCAAAGUACCGUAAUCUACACUCAUCUCUGUAAUAAUUUUGCGACAUUUAAUGCAACUUAAUUGUAAUUAGUUAACUUAUCGCAGGUGGCUGCCAUAGUUUAAAGUCGGCCCGAAUACGACUGCUAUUGUGUUCAGUUGAACGUAAUAUAAGUAAAAAUCCAUCCUCUUGAAUUCCUUAUCUAACCCAGGUUUGUGAAAUGCAUAAUUAGAUAAUCGUAUCAAAUAUGUUGCAUCAUAAGACUGAUUAUAUGACAGUUAAGAUCCUAUGUUCACCAAUUUUGAACAUCAGGCAUUAUUAAAGAAAUGCAUGUAUUUUGCAAAAUGAUGGUGCAAACUGUCCAUACUGGUUACAGAUCAUUGUUAUCUAAGUUAAUUACCCGUUUAAGUAGCCUAUACAGCAAAAAAAUCAUCUACCUCAGAUGAGCAAUUUUUCUGGGAAUCUUCAUCCUACAAAUGCCAUCUCAUUCUCUUAGAUUAGUAUAAAAUUUCAGAAUAAGCUGUCUCAUGAUUCAAGAACAGCCUUGUCAACGAAAAUUCAAAUAUCUUUUACUAUAUUACUCAACAAUUUUGAAAAUUACUAUCGUGUAACAAACCUUUUUAUAAACUUAUGUUGCCUAACCGAUCUUUAGAAAUGGACAUGCGUACUAUAUUUUAUUAGGUGUGAUUCCGUUUACUUAUCAAUUGGUUGCCUGGAACAGAUAUUUCAUAUAUCCACCUUUUAGUCACAUUAUUUCAGGAGUGGUGGUACUGUUAAGGUGUCUUGGCUGUAGCAGGCGGAGUGGGAUUGGAAUGCAAGUCCUGUUGGCUGAUAGUCAAGUAAUUAACUAGGGUACUUUGAAGAACUGAUACAACUGACUGGAAUUGUCUCCUUUGUUAUGUAUGUUUUCGGUUAUCCGACGUAAGCAGACAGUAAGCCAUCAGAUAGGAAAAUUGUCCGUGGCAACCCGGCAGAAUCUUAUAUUUGGGUCAUACGUAAACCUCAAAGCUAAAGAUUAGAAAAUCCACUAAGUUAUGACUUCAAAUCUUACUCUGGAUAAUGAGAUCGGUAAACAUGUUUCUAGGGUUAUUUUCAAGUGUUGGUUAGUAAAAAUUUGACUGAUUACAAGAUAAGACUAAGCUGACAUCAGAACCAUUGGACGAUUGGGACAGUUCUUUUGGUCUGGUUUUCGACUCCUUAGUAUGAUGUACCACCAUCCCACCAAGGAUCAAACCAAGCACUGAAACACCACUGUCCCAGUGGUGCUAAUGUACUCUUUAAGGUAUUUUAUAAAGUGUGAGUCAUGAGUUAGUUGCGUGUGUUGUACCAUGGUUUAUAUAACUGCUGUUACGCUUCCAGGACACAGUCCACACACUUGUAAUAAAGGAUCUACGUUGAAUGUGUAACUUGCUGCUUAAUCUACAAGGCCAUGUUAAAAUGUCUGCUUCGUCCUUAUGAAAUCUUACAGUUGCUUAAAAUUCAUUUCGAAUUCUGGUUCUCCUACUGGCCUUUUAAUUCAUGUCAGUAGUAAAGCAAGGUUUUUUAUAGUCUACGCACAUAUCAAGCAAAUAUGUUGUAUCCGUGGAUAAGGGGAUCAAGUUUCCAAUAACUAAUUUAACUGCAAUAAACCUCACCCUCGCAUUGUGGUUUUCUGCAAUUCCUGAUAGAAUUCAGAUGACCAGUUAUUAGUUGUUUUGAAGCAGUGAAAGCCAGUAAUCAGAAAGAAUCACAAGAGGAGUAAAGUGUAGUCACUUCACAUGUUUACUUAAUGUUACUGACCAUUUAAAUCUCCUUAUGCUCUGGUACAAUUGCGAAUAAAAUAGAUGUAAGGUUUGCUCCAAGUUUGCAUCAAAAUAUUUUGAUAAACUCAGAUUUCUCAGUACAAUGUAAGUAUCUUUUACCACUUAUUUUCAUGAUGCCUAGAAUUCGUAUAUUUGAUGAAAUAAUCAUAAAAAGCUUUCACUUUUGUUCCUUUUAGUAUAGUCAUUAAUUAUGGGGAAAUCCUCCCGCGAUAAGCGUGAUGUCUACUACAGGCUAGCCAAAGAGGAAGGUUGGAGAGCUCGUAGUGCAUAUAAACUUUUGCAAAUUGAUCAGGAGUACAAUAUUUUGAUGACUUGUGAUCAUGUCCAUGUGGAACGAGUGGUCGAUUUAUGUGCCGCACCUGGUAGCUGGUCCCAAGUACUAUCAAAGAUUUUAUGGGAACCAAAAUCUCCAGAAGCUCAGAAAUCUGUGAAAAUUGUAGCUGUCGAUCUGCAGGCAAUGGCGCCAAUACCAGGAGUGGUUCAAAUCCAAGGUGAUAUUACUAGUCAAGAUACUGCCCAACAAAUUAUCAGACACUUUGAUGGCAAAUUAGCUCAGCUUGUUGUUUGUGAUGGUGCUCCAGAUGUGACAGGUUUACACGAUUUAGAUGAAUAUGUUCAGUCACAUCUUAUUUUGGCUGCUAUAACGAUCUGCUCAAGGGUGCUGGAAAUCGGUGGCACUUUUGUAGCUAAAGUUUUUCGUGGACGUGACUCUGGCCUGUUAGCCUCUCAACUUCGAUGUUUAUUUUCGGGUCAAGUCAGUUUUUCUAAACCACGAGCCAGUAGAAAUUCUAGUCUAGAAUCGUUUAUUGUAUGUCGGGGUUUUGUGGGUCCUCGUUUACGGACAGAUUUGAAAUCGUCUCUAUCAACUUCUGAGGAACACUCCGAUAGUGAUAAUUUACUAUUAUUAUGGUAUGAAAAGGAUAACUUUGAAGAUGUUGAUUCGUCUCAACAGUCUCUGUUACCAUUCAUUGCGUGUGGUGAUUUAAGAGGCUUCGAUUCUGAUGUCACGUAUACACUGGACCCAGAACACGUGGUUAAGCCUCCAGUACAAGAUCCUCUAGAUCCUGCGUACUCAGAGAUGGUUACUCAAUCUGAGCAGUCGAUCCAAUCGUCUGAAAACAAGACAGAAUUAGAAAAGUAUCAACCAUCAUCUGGGGAAAUAUUCAAAACCGUUCUUAUCUCUCUGUUCUACUUGGUUGUGACUAUUGCUAUCGGAGUGCCUUUAUGGUGGAAAACAACUACACCAUAUCAUGCCCAUCUACCUUACUCUAAGAUUAGUGAGUUAAGCUCACGACCAAUUGAAAUCACUGUUCCAAUCAGGAUAGUUAACUUUCAUGCUAAACUAAAUGAUGGUGAUAUCAGUGGAAUCAGUGACAUGUUCACUCAAUUCAAUAUGGAACAGUUGGACAAAGUGAAUACAGAUGUUACUGAAAAAUUGUACAUUAAUUAUCGUGUUAAAACAGAACAAGCUGGUCAAUCGGAAAUGGAGGCAUGCACACAUUCCCUUUCAGUGAGUAAUAAUCUUGACGAGUUUUCGUCUCACUUUGAAAAGGAUUUAAGCAAUUACUUAAGCAGUGAUAAUCUUAUCCAACAGGGGAAUACGUCUUCUGUCUAUCAUUUCAUAUUAUUACCUUUGGUCGGUAAUGAUUUUCUGUUCAAUGGGAAGGAGUUUAAUGGCUACUCUAAGGUGCAACCAUUUUCGGUGAUUCGAAGCUCAAUUAACUUGAAUCUAAUCUACGUGUUUAUUCCAUCCACUAUGUUGUUGUCGUCGUGUGAGAAGAAUAAUGCAGAGACGACUAAAUUAGUAGCACUGCAUAUCAAAUAUUUAUUGGAUGGUGUUUUGAUACAAUCAAAUCAUCUGAAAAGACUAGCACGGAAACAUGAUAGUCUUCGAAGUUUUCCGCCAACACAAACGACCGAAAAGAGCUCUAAAAUAAUAAACGAAGCGUUAUCUGUGUCUACUGUGUACGAUGUUACUGUCACGAUACUGACGCUCGGUGAGUCGCAGUUGCCAGCGAAGUCUAAAUCCAAUGAAUUAUCAAUUUGGUUUGACAAGAUGUUAACAAAUCCAAUCCCUUGGUUGAAAGCAAAUGUAGGCUUAGCUUUCAAAUCAUGGUUGCCCUAUAUCAGAGUAGAUUUCUAUUCACAGAGACUGCAUGCAGAUAAUGCUGAACUAUUGAAGAAAAGUCGACUGUCAAAAACCGGGAACUAUACGUUCUACUCUGAAGAUGAUGUAUCAAAUCUGAUUAAUUACUUGGAGUCAUUCCUGGGGCCUCCUCAAACAUCGUAUGCAGCCAAUCGUGAUAUGGUACAUUCUAAUCCAGGACUACAUCUUAUAUUGUUGUUGAACAUUCCAAAAGCAACCACCUCAUAUCAGGCUGACUGUACAUUACCUUUGAGGUUUCAUAUCGAAUCAUCUUCAUCUGUGGAAAUCACCGACUAUGCACUUGUACCUCAAUGGGGUGGUCUACUAUCUAUUGAUGCUGCUGAUUGCCAAUCGAAAAAUGGUGAAGCCAGCUUGAUUGCACAAAAAAUGAUAUACACGAUACGCUCAAUAUUAGGGUUUCCACAAAUCAGAGAAAUGACUUUUGAUCAAGGCACUGACAAUCAAGCCUAUUAUUAUAUUCAGUCUGAUAUGGAUCUGAAUGGUAAAACAACCAAUUGGUUGGAUGACCAAAAGUACGGGAUCUAUACACCCUUAUUUGUUCCAAUCGGCUUCGCUUUAUUUCUAUCCACACUACGAGCGUUCAAAGUCAUAUUCCGUGGCGGGAAAACAUAGGAUGUGUAUUUACUUCUUUAUUUUGU
Messenger RNA from Trichobilharzia szidati, 5408 nucleotides. The record is from the annotation of a GenBank genome assembly. NCBI's taxonomy places the organism in Eukaryota, Metazoa, Platyhelminthes, Trematoda, Strigeidida, Schistosomatidae.